Molecule: messenger RNA, 2141 nt
Organism: Mesocricetus auratus (golden hamster)
Lineage: Eukaryota; Metazoa; Chordata; Mammalia; Rodentia; Cricetidae
Gene: Samd3
Product: sterile alpha motif domain containing 3
Exons: 10
Coding region: 332-1879 (515 amino acids)
Molecular function (GO): protein binding
Source: RefSeq, a predicted model, not a curated record
GCCAUUGUGUGCGCUGGGCUGUCUGUUAGUUAAACUGAGGGAUGCCUGUAGAAAUAAAGUAGGAGAAGGUGAAGAAAUGAGACUAGGCAAUAGGAGAAAAUCCACCUUUAAAGCCAGUAUUUGCUUUAUUAGCAACUUUUAAGUGUACAUUGUAAAAAAAAACUAAGUAUUGAAAGGAGUGUAGCCGAGUAGAGAGGUGACUAUUUAAAAAAAAAUCAAGGAAGAAAGGAAGGAAGAAAGGAAGGAAGGAAGGAAGGAAGGAAGGAAGGAAGGAAGGAAGGCAGGCUAUCCUCACCUUUCUUUCUACAGGUGUAUUGACAAGAAUCCGGCAAUGGAAACUUGGUCAGUUGAGCAGGUCUGCAAGUGGCUGGUGGAGAAAAACUUAGGUGAGCUGGUCCCCAGGUUUCAAGAGGAAGAAGUCAGCGGAGCCGCACUCCUGGCUCUUAAUGAUCGGAUGAUACAGCAACUAGUAAAGAAAAUUGGACACCAGGCUGUUCUAAUGGACUUCAUUAGGAAAUACAAGCAGAGCAAUGAAUGGCCAAAGCCCACUGGAGGCCCUAGAGAGACAUCCCUGUUGACCCUGGCUCAAGCUGCCCCUGAGCAUGAAGAGAACUCCAGUCCCACCAGCUAUGGGGACCAGACAUCCUUGCAUCCAGCUGAAAACCUCGAUAACGGACUCAUUGACCAAAGAGUAUUGAAACAGAGAAGACAUGCGAAGCACGUUCUAGCGAGGUAUAAAGCAUCACAAUGGGCUAAGUCCUAUGUCUUACCGGAGUUUCCCUACGACGUCAAGUGCAUGCUGGCGGAGCAGAAGUGCCCUGAUCACAGCAUGAGGAUAAGGAUCAUCGAGUUUCUCCAGGCAGAUAUGACUAAGUACCUGGAAGGCUCGCUGUACCCCACCACCCAGCAGUACAAUGAUGUGGUCAACGCCCUGCUGCAGGCCCACCCUUUCCUGGAUGAAGACGGCUGUGGCUUUUUUUUAUGGAAACGAGCCCUCAAAGAUCGCUUUAAAUAUGUUCGAAGACCCAUAGAAGAUGAUGAACAAGUCCUGAGAAAUAAGUGUAAAUUUGGACAUCGAAGAGGCCAGACAAGGAAGUCUCUUGCUGACAUAGGAUCUGAUGAAGUUAAAAUUGUGCAGAUAAAAGAAGAAUCUGUUUAUUUAGAUUCGGAGGUGAAUGAACAUAUUCACUGGUUCCAGCGAGAGUACAUGAAAACAGACAAGGACUGGAGAGAAAUUGACAGGAGGAUGAGUCAGACUUUGGAAAUCAGAAGAAAGAUGAUUGGCUGCCGAACACCUCUCAAGGACAUUCUUAAGAUGUUUCCUUUCCUGAAGUGCCCUUACCAGAUGUUUCGAGAAGUCCAACUUCUUACAAAAACAGAUAUUUAUAAGAAAACAAAGCAUAUUCUGGAAUCCUACUCGGAAAAUAUACUGACUGCCUUUUCAGUGGUGGACAAUCCAAUCAAUACUGCACUGCAAGAGAAGAUGAAACACUAUUCAGAUGAAGGAGUGCUCAAGAAUAUGAAGAUGACUGCCACCUGUUUACUCCUCCCAGGUGUUUUUGGGGACGAUCCCAGCCUUUUUGUCGUUGUGAAUGAGAAGGUACAUGCAUCCACCCCAGUGUUGGGAGUUAAAAACCCUUUCCACAUCAAUGGCUGUGAGUUUUCUCUGUAUCUGGACAAAGAGAAGCUCACCAAGGUGGAUGACUGUGUCACAGCCCUGGCUGCUUUGGUGGCUGCUUUCCAUGUGUUUGGGAUUGAGUGUCCGAGAAGACUGUCCCAAACUUUCAACUUCCUGGAGACAUUGAUCUUUGAUGUGCAGAAUCCCUGUUUUCUAUCUUUGAGAGAAAAGGAAAUCAGAUCUCAACCUCCCAUCACUUAAGACUAUCCAAAUUGACCUCCAGGGUGGCCAAAGCUUCAUAAACAACUGCAGAUUGAUUUAGGGGUUGCCUUAGAGGUAGGGAUUGGAAAAAAAUGUUGUCUCAAAUGUCAGUGUUUUUUUUUUUUUAGAAGCACUCAUAUAUCCAUUUCCCCAUGCCGUUGCCCUCCCAUGUGUCAGUGAAUUUUUGAUGCUUCUGUCCUAAACUUAGAUACUUAAGCUCUCUGUUAUGUUUGGUAAUAAAAUACUACUUAAAAGCUUUGAA